CGGAGUGCUACAUGUUUCUGCCAGAUUUCCAGCGGGAGUAGCCGGGCUGUGAUGUCGGAUCAGAGCGAAGCAGAUGGGAAUGAGCUGUGGAAUAACUUGGAGAAUUACCGAGCGAAGCUGACCGCGGUGAUUGAGCCAUCCAGGAUCACGCCGUACCUGCGCCAGUGCAAAGUGCUCAUUCACGACGAUGAGGAGCAGAUCUUCAAUGACCCCAGCCUGGUUACCCGGCGAAGAAAAGUAGGGAUGCUGCUCGACAUUCUCCAGAGGACAGGCAGUAAAGGCCACAUUGCGUUUCUGGAGAGCCUGGAGCUGUACUACCCCGAGCUAUACCUCCGCAUCACCGGCCAGGAGCCCACCCGCACAUUCUCUGUCAUCCUGGAUGCUGGUGGGGAGUCAAGCCUGACACAGUUGCUGAUGGCGGAAGUCCAGAAACAGCAACAAGCUGCUAUUCACAGUAACAGGCGACUUCAGGCGCUGACCAUUGAGCUGUCUAAGAAAGAUGAUCACAUCAAACAGCUCCAGGUCAAAGUGAACGAGUUGCAGAAACAUCAGGAGCGAUUCUGGAAGAUGAGGGAAGAGCGGAACAAUUAUAGUGAGGAGCUGAAGAACUGCAAGGAGGAGAAUUAUAAAUGGGCAAAGGAAUUUGCAAUGCAGAGUGAGGAAAAGAAUGCAGCACUGAUGAAGAACCGAGACCUGCAGCUGGAGAUUGAGAGACUGAAGCACAGCCUGAUGCUUGCUGAGGAUGGCUACAAGGUUGAACGUACACACACCAUGAAACUUAAAUAUGCCAUGGAGCAGAGACCGAAGCAGGAACUGAUCUGGGAACUUCAGCGUGAGAACGAUCUACUCAAAGCCAAGCUGCAGGAGCUGGUCCCUCCCGCGAAGGUUGACAAAGUUGACAAAAACAAGAUGUACAUUCAGAUCCUGGAAGAUGACCGAAGGACGGCGUUAGAGGAACAUCAAGACCUGGUCAACACUAUUUACAAUCUCCGCAAAGAGCUAAGGGCCGUGGAGGAGUUACGGGAGAAGUACCUAGACGAGAAGGAGGUGUAUCAGCUGCGUUGUGUGACCCUACAGAAGGAUUCCCAGAUGUACAGAGAUCGCAUUGAGGCAACGUUGAAGCAAAUGCAGGAAGUGGCGAUAGAAAGAGAUCAGGCCCUCAGGUCGCGGGAGGAGUCCCAUAGGUUACACACACAGGCGGUGCAGCAGGGCGAUGGGUACCGGAAGCUGAUCCGAGAGCAGGGCGAACGCUGUGACGAGCUGCAGAUCGAAAUCUUCCGACAAGAGGAGCAGCUACUCAUCCUCCAGGCCCAACUGAAGCGGGCCAGGCAGGCCCCAGGAAGCCUGACGUUGGAUGUAGAUGAUCAGCUUCCCAGAGCCUCCCCGGAGAUCCCCGAGCUCGGAGUCACGGACACUCACCAGGAAUCAGCCGAUCAGAGAUGGUCAGUACAAUGCGAGGAGCAGGAGGGAACCAGCUGUGAGCCUGGGGCCUCGAGCUCUCACCACACCGAGCUUAGCACUCUACACCCAGCCCUCGCUGAGGAGAAUCUCGAACUGAAGGGGAGCAGGUGGAGGAUGAAGAAAAGCUUCGAAGAUUACAGAAGGAAGCGUGCUAUUCGGCUGAACAAACAGGAGAGAGACCAGAGGAAGGAGAACUGGGAUAAUGUAACAGGAAGCGAGAAUUCUGACAGUGACUCCUCAGACAGAGAGCAGAGCAAUGGGAUUGGGAUGUGAUCCACCAUCUCUGUCGAAAUAUGAGAUACAGUAAGAUACAGCCCAGGACCAGGCCUACCAGUGUCUCCGAGGGCAGAAGCGAAUACACAGGACCUCUCAGCAGGCGAAGAUUCUGGGAACAAGUCUCACAACAUUAAAGAUUUCAGACUCACUCCACUGUGCUGAGGGAGCGGGCACUGUUGGAGGGUCAGUGGUGAGGGAGUGGGCACUGUCGGAGGGUCAGUGCUGAGGGAGCACUGCACUGUUGGAGGGUCAGUGCUGAGGGAGUGGGCACUAUCGGAGGGUUAGUGCUGAGGGAGCGGGCACUGUCGGAGGAACAGUGCUGAGGGAGCGGGCACUGUCGGAGGGACAGUGCUGAGGGAGCGGGCACUGUCGGAGGGUCAGUGGUGAGGGAGUGGGCACUGUCGGAGGGUCAGUGCUGAGGGAGCACUGCACUGUUGGAGGGUCAGUGCUGAGGGAGUGGGCACUAUCGGAGGGUUAGUGCUGAGGGAGCGGGCACUGUCGGAGGAACAGUGCUGAGGGAGCGGGCACUGUCGGAGGGACAGUGCUGAGGGAGCGGGCACUGUCGGAGGGUCAGUGCUGAGGGAGUGGGCACUGUCGGAGGGUCAGUGCCAAGGUGUUAUGGGGUUGUUGGUGGGCUGUGUGGGCAGGGGAAAGUGUGGAAGAGCGGUAUCUGCCUCGUUAAUGACUUGGAUAAUGUGACCGACUGGUGGAUGAUUUGUUCAUGAUUUCAUUGCUCUUUGUGGGCUCUUGCUGUGUAGAUUGGGACUGGGCUGUU
Stegostoma tigrinum is the source of this 2512-nucleotide messenger RNA. RefSeq names its product caspase recruitment domain family, member 9 (gene card9). Gene Ontology annotation, biological process: regulation of apoptotic process; positive regulation of canonical NF-kappaB signal transduction. The record is from RefSeq and is a predicted model, not a curated record. Bases 52 to 1734 code for a protein of 560 amino acids. Lineage: Eukaryota; Metazoa; Chordata; Chondrichthyes; Orectolobiformes; Stegostomatidae. The transcript is spliced from 13 exons.